GGAUACAUUCAGUCAGGUGUAGCGAUCCGGCCUCGUUCAGGUGUACCAUGACAUCAAAUGCCAGUGGGACGACUCAGUUUUCAAAUGUCCAGAAUGUGUCUAUACAUGGUGUGACACAGAGUAUACAGGUUACAGGUGCUCAGGACUGCAGUAUAUUCAUCGAUCCUGACUGUGCAAUGUGUCAGAACUUUGAUGAUAAGUUUGGAGUUCAACCCAAAUACGCCAAGAUGGGACAACCCUUAGAGCUGACCUGUGCUGGACAGCUUGCAACGCCACAGUCCCAGAACAGAGCUAUCUGGUACAAGCAGAAUGUGAAUGACCAACAGAAAGUGAUAAUUACUGUGAACAAAACAGACUUGGUGUAUGAUCCUCCGGCUCCAAAUGCCUGUACGGUUCUCGGAUGCUCCACUCUGACGUAUUACCCUCAGAACACAGACCGUGAGCUGAGAAUCACCUGUGAAAUCAGUUCUGGGAGCUCAGUUGAUACAGUCAGUGAUGAAAUGUCCAUCUGUGUUGAAGGUAAAAUCUACAGAUAUUCUACAGAUAAGCAUACAAAGUUGUAA
This is a messenger RNA of Liolophura sinensis, 563 nucleotides long. RefSeq lists its product as uncharacterized. The coding region runs from base 48 to 563 and encodes 171 amino acids. The transcript is spliced from 2 exons. The record is from RefSeq and is a predicted model, not a curated record. Lineage: Eukaryota; Metazoa; Mollusca; Polyplacophora; Chitonida; Chitonidae.